UGGUGACCGCCCCUCAGCGGCUGCUCAGAGGUCUGGGUGUCCUGGGUUCCUGGCCCGCCGCCGACUGCCAGUCGCUUGGCGCCGCCGAGGGUCGGGAGCGCGCGAGCUCGUACCCACGGCUGCGAGGAGGCUUUCCUCGGACCGAGGCUCGGAAGCGGGGUGCUCCGGCCUCCCGCCCGCCGCCCGCCUGUUCUUCGCCGUCGCCAACGCUGCGCGCCCUGCGCGAUGGGUGCCAACGAGGACCAGGAGAUGGAACUAGAAGCUUUACGUUCUAUUUAUGAAGGAGAUGAAAGCUUCCGGGAAUUGAGUCCAGUUUCAUUUCAAUAUAGGAUAGGUGAAGAUGGUGAUCCCAAAGCCUUCCUAAUAGAGAUUUCCUGGACAGAGACAUAUCCCCAGACGCCUCCUGUCAUAUCUAUGAACGCUUUUUUUAACAACACCAUCUCUUCAGCUGUGAAACAGAGUAUCUUAGCCAAACUACAGGAAGCAGUAGAAGUGAACCUUGGCACUGCCAUGACCUACACAUUGUUCGAAUACGCUAAGGACAACAAAGAGCAGUUCAUGGAGAACCACCAUCCCGGGAAUUCUACACCAACACCCGCAAACAAUAUCGUCUCGGUUGAAACUCCCAGCACAGCCCCCUCAAGUAAGAAAAAAGACAAGAAAGAGCAACUUUCCAAAGCUCAGAAACGCAAGCUGGCAGAUAAAACAGAUCACAAAGGAGAGCUCCCUCGAGGCUGGAACUGGGUUGAUGUCGUGAAGCAUUUAAGCAAAACUGGCUCUAAAGACGAUGAGUAGCACCUGCAGUCAAAGCAAAAGCAUCUUGAAAAGCAGCCCAGAUCAACACGUCUCCUUACUUUUCCUGGUACUGAGUGGCUUUUUACAAGACAUAAUGCUUUUGUAUGUGUCUAUAAAAAUAGCAAUGAAGAGUCCACGAAGAGCUUUGGUUGUAGUAAAUUAUUUUCACAAACUUGUCUUAAUAAAAGGUGAAAGUGCAUCCGUUUAGAGUACUUUCUGAGGCUGUUGAGCAUCAUCGGCAGUAGAUAGCUCUGCGGAGUGAGCUGGGGGUGACUUAGCCAUCUGAUCCAAGGGAUGGGAUCGUUUUAAAGGCCAACAAAGCUACUUGCACACUGUCAGUUCAGUAGCGCCCUGUACGGACUCUCUGGUAUCCCAUGGCAUGACCCAUGACUAUAGGCGUCUCCCCUUAAGUCACCACCACCUCCUGCUUAGAUAGCGAAGAGGAAGUUGCUUCAGAACAAUCUGAGCACCAGUGUGGAGCUUUCCGUGACUCUCUUUAUAGUUUCUCCUCAUUUGACAGCAGCGAAUUGCUUCCCCCUAUUAAAUUGACAGCUAGCUAUACUUUUCUCUUGGUUUCGGUGAAGGUGUAUGAUCAUGAGAGCUUUCAAUUCUAUGAAUAAUAAAAAGAAUCUAAGAAGAGAACUGAGGGGCUGAGAAAGCUCCAUCGGUAAAGUGCUUGCUGUGCAAGCAUGAAGACCGGAGUUUAGAUCCCCAACACACACAUGCAAAGCCGCGCAUGCGCCUGAAACCCAGAGUUGGGGAGGCAGAUGGGAAGAUCCCCAGUGCCUGCUGGCCAACCGGUCUGGCUCAGUCAUUGAGCUCCUGGUUCAGUGGGAAGUGCUGUCUCAGAUAAAUCAGGUAGAAAGCAAUAGAGGAAGACUGUAACAUAGAUCUCUGGCCUCAGCAGGAAAGCCCAUCUGUGUGCACCCGCACCCCCCCAAACACACACACACACACACACACACACACAGAAAGCAUUUGAGUAAGUGCUAGCUCUUAUUUAAAAUACUUCUCUUUGCUGAAUAUGCCAGGAUAAGUAAAAGAUGCCUUAAUAUUUAAUUUUUGUAUUGUUGGAGACAGUGAGUUUAAUUCCUAUUAUCUGCUAUUGUGAUGUUUUGUUGGUAACUAAGCUUUCAGUGAAUUCACCAUACAACACAUUUCAAAUCCUGGGAGUGGUGCUUGAUUUUUGUGGGUGGUUUGCUUUUUGGUGGGUUUUUUUGUUUGCUUGUUUUUAUAGUGACUUUUCAAAUAUCCAAAUAUCCCAACCUCUGUGUCUUUUUAAUAAUAUACAUACAAGUCUUUCACAUGCUGAACUGCUGUAAUUGCUUGGUUUUUAAAAAUCAUUAAGAAAGGAAACUUGCUGUAGUUUUAUCUGUGUAUGUGAGUUACGGUGACUAUGUGUGCUUCCAUGUUGUUAGAAUUCCAAGUUAUACUGCGUAGUGUAGACCAACAAUUAACUUUUAAGGAAUUACUGUAGCAUAAGAGCAGACUAAGAUGUAUCCAUGAAUUCCCCCAGUUACCCUUGGCGUCAGUGAACUUGUAGAGCUGUGAAGUAUAGUACAGUGAAAGUGUGUGCUGGCAUUGAGAGAGCUGACUCCUCCCGUUUUGUUUCCUGGAUUAAUAUUAAACUUGGAAGACACCCACUAUGACAUCUUUUAUUUUCAAGGUUCUGUUCAUGUAGGUUUUAAUGUCAUCUUGAUUUUUUUUUUAAGAAACGUCUUGUAAUGGGAGAAAAACGGUGUUUUGUUCUGUUUUAAAGACUGUUACACUGGUCAGAGUUAUUGUGGUUCUUAGAUUGCAAAGACUUAUGCUAGUUAUAUGCCAAUGAACUAUUUUUACUCUUUUUCUAUGAAUUGUACAAAUCUCUGGGGCAGAUGGUGGCGGUGGUGCCUCCUGUUACCUUCUGUGAACACUUGAACACUUUCAUCAACAUUGCCAACAUCUGAUAAUGCUCCCAGUAUAUUUUCUCAGAGUCUAUUUACUUAAAAUUGUAUGGAAUGACAUGACUGAUAAGCAAUAAAGUCUGAAUCACA
Messenger RNA from Mesocricetus auratus (golden hamster), 2828 nucleotides. It is a transcript of the gene Rwdd4, whose product is annotated as RWD domain containing 4. Gene Ontology annotation, molecular function: protein binding. The record is from RefSeq and is a predicted model, not a curated record. NCBI's taxonomy places the organism in Eukaryota, Metazoa, Chordata, Mammalia, Rodentia, Cricetidae. The coding region runs from base 226 to 795 and encodes 189 amino acids. The transcript is spliced from 8 exons.